AUGGAGCCCCAAGACCUCCGCCUUCUGCUGUCUCCAUACAAAGUUGCUGCAGCACUGCCAGGCGCUGCUGCUGCUGUAGCCCCGCUGCAGCAGCAGCGGCUGCUUCUGCUGAGGCUGUGUCAUACCUCACCCCUCGCGGUUCUUAGCGAGCGCCUGACUGAUCCAAGUCUCGCUUUGCAGCAGCAGCAGCAGCAAGCGCAACGGGAGCAGGAACAGCAGCAGCAGCAGCAGCAGCAGCAGCAGGAACCGGACGGGGUAGGGGCCCAAGCCGUCUCGCCGACUGCACCAUUUGUUGCAGCUUCAAACAGACCGUAUAUUGUCUUGUUCUGCUGUACCCUUGUUGCAAACGCAGCAACGGCUGCAACUGCGGCAGCAGCAGCAGCAGCAGCAGCAGCGGCAGCAGCGGCAGCAGCAACCCCAUUACAGUCACCACCUCAACUAGAGCAGCAGCAGCGCUGCUGCGCUGCGGGGCCGUUCAGCCAGGCCUCGGGUCUCAUUUGGCCCUGCUGUGUCUGCGAAGAGCAGCAGCAGCAGGAGCAGCAGCAGCAGCAGCAGCAGCAGCGGCUCGUUGCUACACCCAGGCACAGCUUUAGAGGAGUGCGUCGUUUGCUGCCGCGAAAGACAUACUCUGCUGCAGAGAUACUUCGGCUUAUUAAGCAGCAGCAGAAGCAGCAGCAGCAGCAGAAGCCUGACCUCUACUCCCUUUCCCCUGCUUUUUGCAGUCCCUUGUUAACCCGGCUUGCUUCAGCAGUGACGGGGCAGCCUUUUCUCUUUAAACAGCAGCAGCAGCAGCGGCAACAGGCGCAGCAGCAGCAGCGGGAGUGGCUGUUGUACAGCAGCGCUGCCUCUGGUGCCCGUUCGUGCUGCCUGACUGCUUGA
Molecule: messenger RNA, 879 nt
Organism: Eimeria acervulina
Lineage: Eukaryota; Apicomplexa; Conoidasida; Eucoccidiorida; Eimeriidae
Exons: 3
Coding region: 1-879 (292 amino acids)
Source: RefSeq, a predicted model, not a curated record